Messenger RNA from Racocetra fulgida, 774 nucleotides. NCBI's taxonomy places the organism in Eukaryota, Fungi, Glomeromycota, Glomeromycetes, Diversisporales, Gigasporaceae. The record is from the annotation of a GenBank genome assembly.
AAAUAAAAGCAUAUCUCGAGAAAACGUGCCCUGCAAAAGCGUCUUAUAACGAUUUUGUGCAUAAAAACAAAGCGUCAUUGGCCAAACAAUCAAAUUACGAACCAUGUUUAAUCCGAAACUCCCAGUUGAAGAAACAAUUUAUAUUAAGUGCGCGGGAAUUGAGAUAUGAUGAAAAGUUUAUCAAAAAGGGUGAUUUGAAAGAGCUUCGGCGAGGUUCUCGUGCUAUAACACGGAGUAUGGGGUGGCUUAAGAAACAAAAUUAUAACAAUGAUAACCAAAGAGAUUUCAAUGAUGAUGAUGAUACUUAUUUUUCCGAUAACGAAGAUGAAAGUAUUCAAGAUAACUCAGAGGAGACUAUUACUAACGUUUUAAGUUUAUCUAAUGAGGUAAUUUAUAUUAAUAUCCAAAAAACAAUUGAAGAAGGAUGGAAAGUAUCUAGUGCUAAAAAACUUGUAGAUAAGUAUUAUGAGGCAAUUGUAAAUCAUUUUGAUGAAACGUCGGAUGUCGAUCAUGAAAUGCUUAUUACGGCCUCUGAACUUUGCUAUCAUUCAGAAAUUGUAAAUUCUUUGUUUGCGGGAACAUUUGAAAUGAUUGAACGUUCUGUAUGGCUUGAAAUUGGAGAAAUUGAGAAUGAAAUACAAAAGAUGCAACGAAAUGAUACCAAGAAAGACAAUGAGCGAUCAAAACUCGGAAUGAAACAUGAUGGUGUAGCAGGAAAUGCCUUUAAUAAUGACAUAACGAAUAGAAAUAUUGAUUUAGAGAAAUUAUAUAAAG